UUCUGCUUUUGGUUGAAAAUAGGAAUGACUGGAACAUGACAAAUGACUGAGGUUUGAUGAGACAGAGGAGUUCCUGUUUUGGCUGAAUAUAAGAAGAAUGUAAACCACAGGCAUGAGACUAGAUGACCAGGUCUACUGAGCAGGUUUGUUCCUUGUGAUUUAUGUUUACAUAUAUAGCCUUUUUGAUUUGUAUUUUUUAGAUGUUUUUGUUUUUUCCAGACAAUCAGUUUAUCAGUUCAUUACCAUCUUUUUAUCUGUGCUGCGUUAGCAUUUCAGAAGAGUUUUCUCUGAAUAUCUUCUUCUCUAUCUAGAAUGCUUCUUUCAUGGAUUGUAAUACCAAAGAGACUCCGGGAUAUUGGUUAUCUAACUCUGGAUGUUUUCCUAACUGGUAAAAGGGAUGGUUUUCAAAGAACCCUUCUCCUACUUCUCACCUGCAACUUCUCCAGUCUCCUGCUCAGCUCCCUACUCCUGCUUUACCUCCUCUUCAUUCUGAAUUAUGAGCUAGCAGUGGCUGGAGGGAUUACUGGCUGUUUUGGGAUAAUACUGACAGUCGCACUCUUCCUUUCAAAAAGAGUGCGAUGCUUUGGGACCCUAUUUGUGAUCUCUAUUUUCAUGAAGAAGAGUCGGAACCUGCUUCUGACUGCUGGGACCAGUUUGGUUCUUCUUAGAAACAUACGCAACACCUUGGAGAACCUCACCGACCUGGUCAGGAGUAUGAUAUGCAACUUGAGAGCCAAGAAAGAAGCUAUUGUUGCUCCAUUCAGUAGCUAUGUAAAGGUGUUAAAAUGGGUUGGAAACAUGCUCAAGGGGGUUACAGAUUUAGGGGUUUUUAACCUUGACUCCCAACUCACAGUUUUGCCCAGACUGGAAUCAAAACAUUUCAGGGAGAAACUCAUGGAAGCAGAGCAGAAGCUAAAUGUAACUGUGAAGUAUGUACAAUCCUUUGUAAAUACAGUAUCAUCUGUGAGUGAUAGGAUGUUUCCUGCCAUGAGCUUCCUUGUGCUAAUGGUGUUUAUAGUGCUGCAUAUAAAACAUUUUUGUAAUGACAUGAAAUACAAAAACAGGUUCAUCAGCAGUAAAUUUGUUAGUUUUGACGAGAAGCAGAAGGCAGAAGGAAAGCCCCAUGUCCUCCCCCUCACACCAGAAGAAGAGAAGCUGUACACCACUGUCACCUCAGCCCGCCCCACCACUAAAGAUGGGAGAGCUAUGCUAAAAUUUGGCAUUCCAGUUGUCCACCAUUUCGUUUCCUGGGUCAUAUUUAUAACUGUGGAUGGCUUAUUGUACUGUUUUGUUGAUAUUGUAACAACAAAGUUAUCUCAACUGGAACCAUUCCACGUACCAUUGUUAAUGAAAAUCAAAGGGAUUGCAACUUUAAUAGGUAUACCAUUUGUUGAGGAAAACCAUGAAGAAGACUUUUCCUACUCUGUGACCCUGUUUGAGGAAAAAUGUCUCCCUAAACCCAAGCUGCUGCUCUAUAACUCUGUAGUUCCUUUGGCUGCCAUCCUGCUCACGCUGCUCAUAAUGGCUCUGAUGGCCGCUAAAGUGGCCCAGAUCAGAAUGAUCGUCUGUGAGCAAUUCUUCUCUGCCGCUGCAGAGAAGAGAGUGGAAUACCUGCACACCAAAAUCCUGAGAAAGCAGUUAAAAAAGAGGAGGGAGAAAAUCUGCUAUCUCACAUCUGUCUUUUUUAAGCCACAUUUUUGGUGCCCUUUGCUCUUCAGGCCCAAAGAGGAUGUACAAGGAAACGGAGGGCUUAGCCCUGCUAGCCCAUUCAUUCUAACCUUCCCUGGGUAUUCACUACAUCACCUACAUAGCCUUCAUUGAUGGGACAGCAGAAGGCAGGAAACAUGUAGAGAAGAAAGUAAGACCUGCGGCAAAGGGCAGAGGCCGGUAGUUAAUCCUGAGGCUGAUGUUUCAAGGACAGUAGCCCCUGGUAUACAGGGUGAUGAUCUACUAAAUGAGCUAAACUGCCGUCCUGCCAUCACUCUAUUAUACAGUGUAAAAUCCACAGUUUACAGUCCGCUUUGGAUUACAUCCAAACCUUUUACUUUGUGUGCUGAGUACAAAUUCAACAAGACAACACCAAUCCACACAAAUUGAUAUAUUUUUGUUUGAACCACGUUUGAUAGAGAACUGGUUUAUGUUAUGUACAAGUUUGAAUCUCACAAAUUGUAUAAACUUAAAAAAAACAGAGGGACUUCAAACUCUCUGACAUUGUUUUUUUUUUCUAUUUAUUUACUGGAUGUCUGUGUUUCUGUGCUUGGAUACUUUUUAACUUUGAGGAAUAUUUCACCAAUAAAUGUGUGGUGCACAA
Molecule: messenger RNA, 2311 nt
Organism: Labrus mixtus (cuckoo wrasse)
Lineage: Eukaryota; Metazoa; Chordata; Actinopteri; Labriformes; Labridae
Product: dendritic cell-specific transmembrane protein
Exons: 4
Coding region: 313-1821 (502 amino acids)
Cellular component (GO): membrane
Source: RefSeq, a predicted model, not a curated record